CAAGCAAGCGCCAUCGCUCGUCGCAAACGCGCUCUAGCGCGUCGUCAGUCGUAUCCAAGAUGGCUUCAGGCAGCGUCAACCCGGAGUUAGUGCGCGAACGAGCGGCGGCCAGUUUUAAUAUUCGCGAAUUGACACACCUCCUGGACGGCGGCAGCGAAAAGACUGAACGCAGGAAGGAACUAGAGAAACUCUUUCAUGAGGACCCAGAGUUCAGAAGCGAUGUCCCACAGUGCUACCUUACCUACUCAGAGGCAUAUGCAGAUGCACUGCAAAAAUGUCUCAAGAUUUACCAAAAGGCUAUGGUACUCUCCGAUCCAAGGGAAAUCUUGACUGUUGCUGAUGCAAUCCUGCAUGACUCAACUCCCGUGCAUGUGCAUUUUGUCAUGUUUGUUCCGGCUCUUAUGGGUCAUGCAAACGAGGAACAGCAAGCGAAGUGGCUCUCCGAUGCCCUCACCAUGAAAAUCAUCGGUUCCUACGCACAGACCGAACUCGGUCAUGGAACAUUCAUUCGUGGCCUUGAAACACGAGCCACCUACGACCCCGAACGUGAGGAGUUUGUCCUGCACACACCGAACUUGUCCUCAAUAAAAUGGUGGCCCGGAAGCUUGGGAAAGACGGCGAACCAUGCAAUAGUGCUCGCCCAGCUGUACACCAAGGGAAAGUGCUAUGGCAUUCAUCCGUUCAUGGUGCAGAUCCGUAGCAUGGAGGACCACACUCCCCUUCCAGGUAUCACGGUGGGCGAAAUUGGACCAAAGAUGGGAAUGAGGGCUGCUGACAAUGGUUUUCUGAAAUUGGACAAUGUCCGCAUUCCCAGGGAAAACAUGCUCAUGAAGAAUGCCCAGGUAACAAAAGAAGGCGACUACGUCAAACCAGCAAGCGACAAGCUCAACUAUGGCACCAUGGUGUUUGUGCGAGUGCUUCUUUUGGACAUGUUUGCCUUCAACAUUGCCCGGGCAUGUACAAUUGCCAUACGAUACAGCGCGGUGCGCAGGCAGUCUGAGAUUACACCAGGGCAGGGCGAGUGCCAGAUUCUGGACUAUCAGGCACAGCAGUACAAGCUGUUCCCUCUGUUGGGCCUGUGCCACGCCCUGCGUGGCAUGUUUGCCAACCUCAUGGAGCUUUACAAGCAGGCCAACCAAGACCUCGAACAGGGAAACCUGCAGGCACUGCCUGAGCUGCAUGCCAUCUCAUCUGGCCUGAAGGCAUUCUGCUCAGAAAUGGCAGCUAAGGGCAUCGAGACUUGCCGCCUGGCCUGUGGUGGACACGGUUUCCUCCUCAUCAGUGGCCUUCCAAGACUUUACGCUACCACAGUGGCCGCCUGCACGUACGAAGGAGAGAACACGGUCAUGUACCUCCAGCUGGCGAGGUAUCUGCUGAAGUGCUUGGCCCAGCCCCAUCUGGCUUCAAACAGAUCGGCCUUCCACUUUCUGCUUGAGCCAAGUACACUGAACGUGACUCCUUUUAAUGCCAAGCUCAAAGGGCAGGAAGCCAUCCGACAGCUCAUUCCGUUCUACCGGGCAGCUGCGUAUAAGCAUGUUCACCGAGCUCACAAAAAAGUGAGGAGCCUGGUGAGCACGGGUCUGACCCAGGAGGUAGCAUGGAACCAGAGUCAGGUCGACCUCAUCAUUGCCUCCAGGGCCACCAUAUACUACUACAUGGGCCUGAACUACCUCGACUGGCUGGAGCAUGCAGCCAUAUCUGAACAGCUCAGGGAUGUUCUGAUGAGGGUGUGCCACCUGUACCUGCUGCAUGGCAUCUACGAGCAGCCAGGCCUCUUCCUUGUGGCAGGCCUGCGGGAAGAAAACCUCGAGGAAAUGUCGGGCAUCAUCACAGAGCUGCUGAAGAGCCUGCGGCCCAACGCUGUAGCCCUGGUAGACGCCUUCGACCACCACGACAUGGUGCUGUGCAGUGCCCUCGGCUCCUACGACGGCCGAGUGUACGAGCGCAUGUACGAGAGUGCCCUCAAGGCUCCUCUCAACAAGACCCAGGUGCACGAGUCUUACCACCGAUUCCUGGGCCCUCUAAUGAAAUCGAGCCUUUGAAAGGGACUGUUCACGUUGCAAGAUGCUUUCCUCUCCCGUUCCCAUUUCUCUUGUACAUUAUGUGCAGCUCCUUCUCAAUUUUAACCUUUAGGUCAUGUGUUUUGUGACAACUCCUUGGUUCGGUUGCUGUACGCUUUUAGUAUUUUAUUUUUUUCAUGUACACUUUUUUUAAGCAAAGCAGAUCCUUAUUCUUGGUUAUUGGCAAAGGAGCAUUGCAUUUCAUAGACGUGCGUUGAAAAUGUGCUGUUGACUGAAAUUAUUUACCAUUUGCAAUCCACAGGUAUGUGCAGGAAAGUUAAACUUCCUUGCAGUCAGAGCAAGUGUGGCUGAAGUAAUCUGCAUUUAUGUGUCUAAGCCUAACAGCAAUUUUCACUUUUUACACGUUGUGUAAGUGUUUGCAAUGGCUUGAUGUGUAUGCAUACAAGGUGACAAGUUGGAUUACAGCUGAGAUUGCAUUCAUUAUAUCACAUCGGUCGAAUAACAUUUUCUUAGCUUGUUAGGCAUGUACAGCUAUGCCACAUCGUGAUUUCAACAAGCUGGGCAAAGCACACAGGAACUUGAAAUCAUGCUGGCAAAAGCUUGCAACGUGCACAUGUACCAUUGCAAUGUUAGAGUAUGCCAGAAACGUCAAGUUUCUUGUACUACACCUGUGCACUAUGCUGUGCACGGCCUAUUGAGUCUGCCUUGCUAUUGAGUGCUUUUCUUUAGUUUAUUGUAAACUGUAAAAGUAACCAGCAAGAUUUUUUUUUUGUGCCUGGGAACCAUUCAGGAGAGAGAUUGAUUGAUUGAUUAACCACAGUUGCAAGUGAAUCUCACAUUCAAACUAGCAAACACAGAAAUUGACAUUCAAAUAGCGCUGUAUGAACGUAGAAAACUAUCAUGUCGACAGCAGCGUCAAGUAACAUGCUGCCUUCUUAAAACCUCACAGUUGGUUGGUUGAAACGAAAUGUUAUUGCUGAAGCAUUAGCAGCAAGGUUCAGCCUUUGUACACGAAUCUGCUGGCCGUGUCGUAAAUGGCCGUUUGCAGACGAUUGCCUUGUCUUACACAAUUGAGACAGUCACCACUCCACCUUGUACGCAUGUACAUUCAUACUUUUGCCCCCAAGGAAUAUGAUAAGUACUUCUGACUGUUCAAGGUCUCUACUCCAGGGCUUUGUUCAUGCACAUUUUUAUUUCCUGGCCACUUUUGCUACUGUGCUAGAAACUAUCUUAGGAUAUCAGUUUUAUAAUGGAACAAAUUACUACUACCACUGUGUGAAGAAUGUGCUAUCAACAAAACAAACAGUAAAUGUUAUGCAAUCAUCGAUGGGUGAAACGUGAUAAUGCCGUGUUGUGGCCUUAGGUACACGCCUCAGUGCAGUGGAAAAUAUUUUUUUCUUUUGUGCACAGACUUAAUGUGGAGGGCACAGGGACAGCUCGGGAAGGCUGUUGGCGCUUUGCAAUUACAGAAGGUUCUCUGGGGGCCUACAUGGUCUACAGGGAAGCCUCGCUGUUCUUAGCUCUCUGUUCAGAUAUCUAUGACCCAGAAAUGCACUUGUUAGGCAUCCGCUGAUAUGAUAUGAAUCAAAAUUGUCAUAUUUGAAGGUGAAAGUGAAACAUUAGUGCCAACUAGGACUGUUAGUCACCACAAAAUGCUGAAGCAUCAUAUGGCAACACUAAAAUGAAAAAUUUUAGUUCAUUAAACGUCAUGUGGCAGGGCAUAUAACGGCAGAUUUAUCACUUCAAUUUACACAAUCACUUUUUAUGCUUGUUUUACAAAACAGCAGUAGUCUACCAUAAUGUGAAAUAUGAAACUAUUGUCACCUUUGUCACUUAGUCUUUACAUAAUUACCACUACAUCUGUUUGUGUUGCAGUGUUAACUACUGCUGUGCUUCCCUUUACCAAAGCUUAUUUCUCAAUAAAAAAAAAGGUGAGGCUUGAGGACAAGGUACACAUGGUUGUCUCCUCAGCAUUAUUUUGCCUUUUUAAGUUUCAUCUAGCUUUAUUCUAAUUGGUUCAAUGGAUGCCUAAGAAGUGCAUUUCGAGGUUUUAUACAUUUGAGUAGGAAAUGCAAGAGCUGAAGUUUAUUUAUCAAGGUCUGUGCAGAACGCAGUAAAGGUCACACACCGACACCGUCGCAUUUCAUUCACUACCAAGUGUACAUCCCAGCAAUAAAAUGUUGCCCAAACAGAACUGCCUUUCACGCUAGCUGCCACACGUGCAGGGCAUGACAGCUUUUAUACCGAGCGAUGUUUUUUUGCGACGUGUAACAUUCCAAGAGCUUCUCGUAACAUGUUUUUAUAAUACGUGCAAUUUUUAAGGUUUGUGAUACUGUAUUAUGAAUACAAAAUAAAAUGGGUAUUUUACACAACACAUUUGUGGUUGAAGUGCAUCAUUGCUUGAUGGAUCUGGCAAACAAUGCAGACAAGGGGCAUGCAUUUGUCAAACACCGAAAAAUAUUGUUUUUCUCACCUGUUAGCACGUGUGAUGCAAUUAUGUGACGUAGAAAUUUGCGUAUGUCGAGCAUGUGCGCACACAGAAAGCAGAUUCUAAUUCUAAAAUCUAAUUGGUGCCAUUAGAUUUACACAAAAUGAAAAAAGGAGGAUCAUAUGCUUGAGUUAAUGGUCAAUGACAAGUGAGAUAGGGCUAAGUAAUGCAUUUGUUUAACUGGAAUAAAAGGAUAUACUUGUUCGAUCUGAAUAAUUCUUUGUACUCGGUGCAGUAGAACGAAAUUGUGUGCUUGUUUUGCACUUGACUGCCAACCAAAUUUGCAUCUUCUUUUGAACUUUCAAUACAGUUUACGCUUGAAACUGUUAUGUCUACUAACAUACUACCUUACAUUUUGGAUGCAAGUGCUCAUAGUCGAGGGAAUUUCAACAUCUCAGUCCAAGACACAGAUACUGGCUGUUUGUACUUUAUUUUACAAUGGUACUACAACAAUAAGUAUCUCUGGGAUCACAAUCAUGUGGCAAUGACGAUCACAGAUACUACCAUGAUAAUACUUCAACAUAUAAUUACAUCACGUUCAGAGACUAGGGCCAAUAACCAUGACAAUUUUACUUCAAUUAUACAUCACGCUUGACUUGGUGAAAACAUGCUGCAUUACAUUUUUCUGUUUGUACUCCACAAAAUAACACACAUGUCAUUUGUAAGCAGCAGCUUCGUUCUAACCUAUUAACUUAUGGUCCCAUUUUCCUGGGGAAGACCCAGUCGCGAGACACUUCCUUCACCUACAUAACAUUCACUCUCCGAAGACAAAAGCAG
Messenger RNA from Rhipicephalus sanguineus (brown dog tick), 5286 nucleotides. RefSeq names its product peroxisomal acyl-coenzyme A oxidase 1. The transcript is spliced from 14 exons. NCBI's taxonomy places the organism in Eukaryota, Metazoa, Arthropoda, Arachnida, Ixodida, Ixodidae. Gene Ontology annotation, biological process: fatty acid beta-oxidation using acyl-CoA oxidase; lipid homeostasis. Gene Ontology annotation, molecular function: fatty acid binding; acyl-CoA oxidase activity; FAD binding. Bases 60 to 2042 code for a protein of 660 amino acids. Gene Ontology annotation, cellular component: peroxisome. The record is from RefSeq and is a predicted model, not a curated record.